This is a messenger RNA of Closterium sp. Naga37s-1, 4326 nucleotides long. NCBI's taxonomy places the organism in Eukaryota, Viridiplantae, Streptophyta, Zygnematophyceae, Desmidiales, Closteriaceae. The record is from the annotation of a GenBank genome assembly.
AUGAAUGCUCUGGAGCCCUCUCCCACACACUACCCACCUUCGCUUCCCCCUGCCUUGGCUUCUCAUUCUCUGUCCUCUCAGCGGCCAACUGCUGCGGCCAACUGCUGGUGGGCCGAGCCCAAGAGCGUGCAUUCACACUUCAUCUAUGUCUACGAGCUCCCCAGACGGUUCAACGUUGACCUCUCUGACCGCCUCACCUCACACCACCUCUCCGAUUUCCAUCUAGACAACCUCCUAUUCAGGGCACUGCAGCGCUCCAACAUACACCGCACAGUGGACCCUGAAGCUGCAUCUCUCUUCUUCCUCCCCGUGCUGCCCAUGCUGCACCUCGCCCUGCGCCUGCCCUCUCUGGAAGCCCCCUCCCUUGCGCUCGCUGCUGCGGCAGCAGGGGGAGGGGCAGCAGGGAGAGGGGCAGCAGGGGGAGGGAGAGCAGGGGGAGGAGGAGCAGGGGGAGGGGGAGCAGGGGGAGGAGGAGCAGGGGGAGGGGGAGCAGGGGGGAAUGGGCUUGAGCUGUCGUUAGAGCAUUGGGAGGCGCUGGCAGAUACUGGGCGUUAUGUGGGGGAGGCGUUAUUGUAUGUGCAGGUGAGAGGGGGAGGAGCUGCAAUACUCAACAUCCCCCCCUUUAUGAACCCCUCUGUCCUUGGCUCUCCUUUCACCGGCCAACCCUCCUCCUACCCCGACCUGCUCUUCCUCUCACUCACAACACCCUCCUUUCAUCCCUCCUUUUCUUUCCCUCCCUGCCCCCCUCCCCUGCCCCCCUUCCCUGCCCCCCUCCCCUGCCCCCCUCCCCUGCCCCCCUCCCCUGCCCCCCUCCUCUUCCCCCCUCCCCUGCCCCCCUCCCCUGCCCCCCUCCCCUGCCCCCUCCCCCUGCCCCCCUCCUCUUCCCCCCUCCCCUGCCCCCCUCCCCUGCUCACCCUCCCCUGGCAGCAUCCUCCCUUUCGUCAACCCCUCUCUCCUCGGCUCUCUAUUCACCCUCCAGCCCUCCUCCUACCCCGACCUGCUCUUCCGCUCAGUCCUCCACCUCACCCCCACUGCCGCCGCCGCCGCCGCUGCCAGAAGGAGAGCAGCGGCCGGCAGAAAACAGACAACUGCUGCCGGUCGGUUGAAAGCUGCUCUGGCAGGGAAGAAGCAGCAGCAGGAGCAGCAGGAGGGGGUGGGGGUAGGAGAUGGGAAGGGGCGUGUGGGGAUAAGGCAGCAGAAGUUGCAGUUGCAGCAGAUGAGCAAGAAGGAGAGGAGAAGGGGGGUGGCCAUCCUGCCUCUCCUCCCCCUCACACCGCCCAUCCCCUCCCGGACGUGCGCAACCACUCCCUCCCCAUUCUUUUCCUCCUCAGUCCCUCUAGGCUCUCCAACCACUCCUCCACUCUCCAGGAGUACGGGGGUACCCACUUUGAGGGCUGUACAUCUCCUCCCACUCACACUCCCCACCAUUUCCCCCUCUUGCCAUCUCCCCCUUCACCUGCCCGCCAGCACAGGGAAUGCACUGUGCCUCACGUGGUACACAGGAUAUGCCCUGUCUCACCCGGUAACGACCUGGUCAUCCCGCCUCUCCUCCUGCUCACGCCGCCCAUCCCCCCCGACGCCCGCAACCGCUCCCUCUUAACCUCUUUCCAAAUCCCUAGCUCUCCCUCUCCCUUUCUCCCUGCCCGCCAGCACAGGAUAUGCAUUGCGCCUCACCCGGUAACGACCUGGUCAUCCCGCCUCUCCUCCCGCUCACGCCGCCCUUCGAUCUCCUCUCUCUUCCCCGUCCCAUUCCUCUUCACCUGCCCGCCAGCACAGGAUAUGCAUUGCGCCUCACCCGGUAACGACCUGGUCAUCCCGCCUCUCCUCCCGCUCACGCCGCCCUUCGAUCUCCUCUCUCUUCCCCGUCCCAUUCCUCUUCACCUGCCCGCCAGCACAGGAUAUGCAUUGCGCCUCACCCGGAUAUGCAUUGCGCCUCACCCGGUAACGACCUGGUCAUCCCGCCUCUCCUCCCGCUCACGCCGCCCUUCGAUCUCCUCUCUCUUCCCCGUCCCAUUCCUCUUCACCUGCCCGCCAGCACAGGAUAUGCAUUGCGCCUCACCCGGUAACGACCUGGUCAUCCCGCCUCUCCUCCCGCUCACGCCGCCCUUCGAUCUCCUCUCUCUUCCCCGUCCCAUUCCUCUUCACCUGCCCGCCAGCACAGGAUAUGCAUUGCGCCUCACCCGGAUAUGCAUUGCGCCUCACCCGGUAACGACCUGGUCAUCCCGCCUCUCCUCCCGCUCACGCCGCCCUUCGAUCUCCUCUCUCUUCCCCGUCCCAUUCCUCUUCACCUGCCCGCCAGCACAGGAUAUGCAUUGCGCCUCACCCGGUAACGACCUGGUCAUCCCGCCUCUCCUCCCGCUCACGCCGCCCUUCGAUCUCCUCUCUCUUCCCCGUCCCAUUCCUCUUCACCUGCCCGCCAGCACAGGAUAUGCAUUGCGCCUCACCCGGAUAUGCAUUGCGCCUCACCCGGUAACGACCUGGUCAUCCCGCCUCUCCUCCCGCUCACGCCGCCCUUCGAUCUCCUCUCUCUUCCCCGUCCCAUUCCUCUUCACCUGCCCGCCAGCACAGGAUAUGCAUUGCGCCUCACCCGGUAACGACCUGGUCAUCCCGCCUCUCCUCCCGCUCACGCCGCCCUUCGAUCUCCUCUCUCUUCCCCGUCCCAUUCCUCUUCACCUGCCCGCCAGCACAGGAUAUGCAUUGCGCCUCACCCGGAUAUGCAUUGCGCCUCACCCGGUAACGACCUGGUCAUCCCGCCUCUCCUCCCGCUCACGCCGCCCUUCGAUCUCCUCUCUCUUCCCCGUCCCAUUCCUCUUCACCUGCCCGCCAGCACAGGAUAUGCAUUGCGCCUCACCCGGUAACGACCUGGUCAUCCCGCCUCUCCUCCCGCUCACACCACCCAUCCCCCCUGAUGCCCGCAGCCGCUCCCUCCCCGUGCUUGUUCUCCUCGGCCCUCCUCACCGCUCUCCACCCCUCCUCGCCCCUCCUCACCACUCUCCACCCCUCUCCGCCCCUCUCGCCUCUCCUCCUCCUGCCAAGGAUAUCCCCAACCCGGACCCCACCUCUCUUGCGCAUGCCAAGCACACACCCACGGACCUUGAUGGGACUGAGGGGCUAACCAGGCGCCUAUUGGGUGAAAGCGUGACUAGGCAAGCGGGUGACGGCGGCAAUGGCGGUGGUGGUGAUUGGGAUCGUGAUGGUCUCUGGAAAGCGGGGGAAGCUAUAGUUGAAUCGAGUCAGGAAUUGACCCGAAAAUCGACUCGACGAUCAAGUGGCGAUGGCCAUGGCAGUGGUGGUGGUGGUGGUGGUGGUGGUGGUGGUGGUGGUGGUGGUGGUGGUGGUGGUGGUGGUGGUGGUGGUGGUGGUGGUGGUGGUGGUGGUGGUGGUGGUGGUGGUGGUGGUGGUGGUGGUGGUGGUGGUGGUGGUGGUGGUGGUGGUGGUGGUGGUGGUGGUGGUGGUGGUGGUGGUGGUGGUGGUGGUGGUGGUGGUGGUGGUGGUGGUGGUGGUGGUGGUGGUGGUGGUGGUGGUGGUGGUGGUGGUGGUGGUGGUGGUGGUGGUGGUGGUGGUGGUGGUGGUGGUGGUGGUGGUUAUUGGGAUCAGCACGGCCUGUGGAAAGAGGGGGAAGGCGAUGAUGUGGCAGCUGCAGAUGGGGUGGCAGGGGCAGAAGUGGAAGGAGGGGCAGCCGGGGAAGCAGGGGCAGCAGGGGGGUCAGGGGCAGCACGGGAAGGAGCAGGCGGAGCAGGGGAAACAGGGGAAACAGGGGCGGCAGGGGAGGCAGCGGCAGCAGGGGAAUCAGGAAAAGCUGAAGGGUGGAGGGAAGAUGUGCGGAGAAAGGAUGAGGGGAUUGGUCCUGAUGAGAGAAUGGGGGCAGGAACAGUAGGGAGUGGGUUUGACCGGGAGGCAGUGCGAGGGGCGUUCAUGGAGAUGGUGGGGACGAGCAACCCCAAGGGGUGGGCGCUGCUGCAGCUUUCCCCCCAUGCAGCCGCGGCAGCGAUGCAGGGAGCAGUGUUCUGUGUUUGUCUCCCAGACGCAUCUCACUGGCACGAGAUGGUGUGCAUGGCGCAAGCUGUCGUCAACGGCUGCAUCCCAGUCACCUUCUUCCACCACUACCGCCACCCCUGGUUGCACUCGCUGCCCUUCAGUGCCUUCUCUCUCAACAUUGAUCCCAUGGACGUGCACGAAACAGCCAUGCGCCUCGAUGUGAUGCUGCUGGAUAUGAGCCUCCUGUGGCGCAUGCAGACGGAGCUACACUCAGUGCAGCAGAGAUUGCUCUAUAACGAGUCUGCUCCUAUCAGUGCUGUUGACCAGGUCAGUCACUCCCUUCCCUAG